CUGAUGGACAUUUCUUUGGUACCGGAAUGAAUUCAGGCCAACGGCCUUACUAACAUCGUUCAUACUGCCUCCAAUCCUUCCACCGCCGCAAGGCUCAUCCUGGUAAAAAAUGGUGUCAGAAGAAACCGGAGCGCCUCAACAGGGGGCAGUCUGGAAGAUGGGACCAAAAGCCAAGCCGGCCAAAGAGGGCGAUGUACGUCACCAGCAGGAAGAGGAACCGGCUGGAAGAGCACUACCUGCGCAAACAGACAUGGCUGACCAACUAACAGAAGAGCAGAUUGCUGAGUUCAAGGAGGCCUUCUCCCUUGUCGAUAAGGACGGCGACGGCACCAUCACCACCAAGGAGCUGGGCACCGUGAUGCACUCUCUGGGCCAGAACCCCAGGGAGACCGAGCUGCAGGACAUGAUCAACGAGGUGGAUGCCGACGGCAACGGCACCAUCGACUUCCCAGAGUUCCUGACCAUGAUGGCGAGGAAGAUGAAGGACACAGACAGCGAGGAGGAGAUCAGGGAGGCCUUCCGAGUGUUUGACAAGAGCGGCAAACGGUAGCGGCAGCGGUACACGCGGU
Molecule: messenger RNA, 569 nt
Organism: Gadus morhua (Atlantic cod)
Lineage: Eukaryota; Metazoa; Chordata; Actinopteri; Gadiformes; Gadidae
Product: calmodulin-alpha-like
Exons: 1
Coding region: 110-550 (146 amino acids)
Cellular component (GO): myosin II complex
Molecular function (GO): calcium ion binding
Source: RefSeq, a predicted model, not a curated record